This is a messenger RNA of Ananas comosus (pineapple), 1204 nucleotides long. RefSeq lists its product as uncharacterized. The record is from RefSeq and is a predicted model, not a curated record. NCBI's taxonomy places the organism in Eukaryota, Viridiplantae, Streptophyta, Magnoliopsida, Poales, Bromeliaceae. The transcript has a single exon. Bases 45 to 827 code for a protein of 260 amino acids.
AGCUUCCCUCGAAAUCCUAGAAAACCAGAGCGAGGAGGAAGAAGAUGCAGAGAAUUGAGCUUGAAGAGGCAUUAAUGGAGGAGAGGGAGGAGGAGGAGAAGAAGCCGCACCUCAUGAACCUCCCCAGCUUCGGAGUCGCACCCGGCGAUCGCCUCUCCGCCUCCGCCGUAGAUCGUGAAGUGGACGGAGAUGAUGAUGAUGAUGAUGAUUUCGAGUUCGCGGUCGCCACGGCGGCGCCGGAUCCGGGGCCGGGGAUCACCGCCGACGAGCUCUUCUCCGGCGGCCGGAUCCUCCCCUCCUACCCCCUCUUCAACUUAGACCUCCUCCCCCCCGCUGCCGAUCCCCCGCCGCCUCCGCCGAGCUCCGCCGCGGCGGCGGCGAGAUCGGGGUCGCUCUCCUCGUCGUCGUCGUCGGAGGCGGAGGAUGGGGGGUUCUGCGCGUGGGCGCCGAGAUCGGCGCCGCAGUCGCCGGAGCGGUGGGCGAAGAAGAGCGCGUCGACGGGGUCGUCGUCGUCGUCCCCAGCGCGGCGGUGGCGGAUCCGCGACCUCGUCGUGGGGCGGAGCAGCAGCGACGGUAAGGACAAGUUCCUCUUCCUAUCCUCCCCCCCGAACCCCAACCCAUCCCCCAACCCAUCCCCAAACCCUAACCCUAACCCUAAGAAGAAGGGGACGAAGGUGGUGAAGGAGAUGGACAUGGUCACCGCCCACAAACUAUACUACGCGAAGGGCGGGGGCGGAGGCGGAGACCGCGGGAGGCGCUCCUUCUUGCCGUAUCGCCAAGAGCUCUUCGGCUUCUUCGCCGCACGAACCCACCACCACCCGUUUUAAAUUUAAAUUUUGAAUUUUGAAUUUCAAAAUUUGAAUUUGAAAUAUAUAGUUGGGAGGAUUUGGUGUAAUUGAAAUGUUGUAAAUUUUGUUGUUGUUGUUGUUGUUUUUUAAUUUAUUAUUAUUAUUAUUAUUAUUAUUUUAUUUUUUAGAUUAUGUAAUAAUAAAUUUUUUUUUUGUUGUAAAUAAAAAAUAAGUAGAGACUGCUACAGGUGGGAGAGAGAAUGGAUGUAUUUUAUUUUAUUUUAUUUUUUGAAUUUUGGGCGUUUUGAUUUUUUCACUCGGAAUAACAAAAUGCCUUUAUUUGCUGCUUUAAAAUUUGUGCACAGCAUUUAUAUUAUUAUUCUCUUCAUAUAAAUGAUUCUGCACGAUGCUCUAAA